AUGGCGCUCUUUAGCCGUGCCAAUUCGAACGCUCUUUCGUGGUUAAAUCAUUGUUAUUGCAAAAAAUUCACGAUGGGCACUAAUAGAUUAAAAUCGCGCGCUCGCACUUCGAUGUCAUCAACCAUCCAACAGCAUAAGAACAAUAAGUUAAUAAAUACAGAAUCCUCGUUGGAGGCUGAAGUCACCAGGAGAAGAAAUCAGGCGUGUCGAAGCUUAUUGAUACAAGUAUACUCCUCCAAGUCACACAACGAUCUUUACAACUAUUGUUCGCGCUUUGGAGACAUCUUGAGUAUGCAUCACUACCAAAUAAAUAACCAGCACAAUUAUAUCUUACUUGAGUUUAAAGACAUAGCGUCGAUAGAUGAAGUUAUGUUGUCUGCUUCCUUCGUAAAUGGAGAUUACAUUGCCCCUGUAAAAUCGCCAGUGUUGUGGUUCCGUAAAGGACAAAUUGUUGGGCAAAAAAAUAAUCAGAAAAAGGUAUCUCUGUCAGUGGAGAAUGGUUGUACGUUCCUUACUGAUCAAGAGAUUGCAAACAUGUUAUAUAACGCAAAAUCGAUAUCAGGGCAGAUAAUAGUUUUAUACGAGGGGAUAAAAUUAACAGAUUUGGAAGUAAGACUGAGAUUUCACACCGCUCACCAUUUAGAGCAAUACUUUUCUCGGCUAUUUCACAAUAUGAGGGUUCUGCCGUUUGGCUCCUCUAUAAAUGGUUUUGGAAGAAAGAGGUGUGAUCUUGAUUUACUCCUUGUUCCUGAUGGCAAUAACGAAUCCAAUAUCGCGAGUAGAUUGGUAUUUCACACGAAGUCUAUGAAGCACAACGACAGGAAUGAAACAAAAGAGUUUUUGGGAAUACUCGCGAACGGUAUGCAGUACUUCAUCCCUGGAGUUUAUAACGUAAGAAAGAUUCUGGAGGCUCGAGUACCUAUAAUCAAGUUUCGUUACGACUACACGCAUACCGAAUGUGAUUUAAGCGCGAUAAAUAUGACUGCCAUAUAUAUGACCGAAUUAUUAAAUUUAUAUGGAGAGAUGGAUUGGCGGGUAAGACCGCUUGUUAUAACAAUACGGGUCUGGGCAAAGAGUCAGGAAAUAACAUCCGACGUACCAGGACAGUGGAUAACGAACUUUCCUCUUACGCUAUUAGUCUUAUUUUACUUACAACAGAAAAAGAUAUUGCCGUCCUUGAAAAUGUUGAAGACAUAUGCAACGCGCAAUGACAUGCGUACCGCGGAGAAUGGCAUCGAUUGCACCUUCCUGCGGGACAUCAACAAAUUGCCGGCCGAUUACAAGUAUAAGUCGAAUCAGGACAGUCUGGAAACACUUCUGUAUGGUUUCUUCGAAUAUUAUUCGACGUUCGACUUUCACGUGAAUGGGAUAUGCAUACGCGAAGGUGUGCAAAUUCGAAAGCCGUCACGCUCGCCACUCCAUAUUACCAAUCCCCUCGAAACGACGUUGAACGUCUGCAAAAAUGUGAGCCUGUACGAGCUGAAUCGCAUAAUUACCAAGUUGCACGACGCGAUCUACGCGCUAGAGACCAGCGACAAAUCCAGAAGUGUCAACUGGGGCGUCACAGCUUUGUUAAAAAUAAAUAACGCUAACAUGAUAAAUCUAAAAAAGUUAAGCAGCUCGAAAGAACAAAUCUCGGAAGAAGAAUACUCGGGGGAUCCUUCCUAUGAAAUUUCUGACAAAUUUGAAGUUAACAUCGACGAGACGGAAACGAAGAAGAAAGAGACAGUAUGAUACCCGAACGAAUAGUGACAAAAUUUGUACUUUACUUUUGCAGAAAUGUAUACGCUGUAUAUAUUCUUUGCAAGUGACACACUUUCCUUUUUAUACCAAUGAUUUGGUAUUGCAACGGUGCUAGAAAAAUAGAGCUGUUUUACCCAACAAGGAAAGAAAAAAAAAUGACGGAGAGAACUUUUAUUACAGUUGAUUGUGUGUACUGUACUAUAAUGCGUGAAAAUAGAAGAGAAAUGUACAUAAAAUCUACAAUUACGUAUAAAAAUCAAUUAUUACUUAAAUAAAUAAUUGCAAAAUA
Solenopsis invicta (red fire ant) is the source of this 2032-nucleotide messenger RNA. RefSeq names its product poly(A) RNA polymerase, mitochondrial (gene MTPAP). Gene Ontology annotation, biological process: mitochondrial mRNA polyadenylation. Bases 1 to 1734 code for a protein of 577 amino acids. Gene Ontology annotation, molecular function: poly(A) RNA polymerase activity. The transcript is spliced from 7 exons. NCBI's taxonomy places the organism in Eukaryota, Metazoa, Arthropoda, Insecta, Hymenoptera, Formicidae. The record is from RefSeq and is a predicted model, not a curated record.